GGGAGGGCGGGGUGUAGAGGCAGCUCCUGCUGGGCGUGUGCCCGGCCCCCGGUGCUGCGUGACCGCGCGGGAGGAGCAGGAGGAGGAGUGUGGGUGCGGGGAAUUUCCUUGUGUGGCGGCGGAGGAACAACACCGCUCCAGACGGUGGGGCUGCGAGGAGGGCGCUGCCGCCGCCGCCGCCGGUUGCCGAGCGAUGUGAGGGGGAGCCCCCCCUGCGCCCUCCCCUCCCUGCCCCCGGAGCCGCCUGCUUUCCCCCUCCCUCCCCUCGCUCAUCCCCGCCCCGCCAUGCCGGACCAGAUCUCCGUGUCGGAAUUCGUGUCCGAGACCAAUGAGGAUUACAAGUCGCCCACCGCCUCCAACUUCACCACCCGGAUGGCCCAGUGCAGGAACACGGUGGCGGCCAUCGAGGAGGCUCUGGAUGUUGACCGAACUGUUCUCUAUAAAAUGAAGAAAUCUGUCAAAGCCAUAAACUUAUCUGGUCUGGCUCACGUGGAAAAUGAAGAACAGUAUACACAAGCACUGGAGAAGUUCGGAGGCAACUGUGUUUGCAGGGAUGACCCAGAUUUGGGAACAGCAUUUUUAAAAUUUUCUGUGUUUACAAAGGAAUUAACUGCACUCUUCAAAAAUUUGAUUCAGAAUAUGAACAACAUAAUCACUUUUCCAUUGGACAGUUUGCUGAAGGGAGAUCUGAAAGGAGUAAAAGGGGACCUGAAAAAACCCUUUGAUAAAGCUUGGAAGGACUAUGAAACAAAAGUUACAAAAAUAGAGAAGGAGAAAAAAGAACAUGCUAAGCUACAUGGGAUGAUCCGUACAGAAAUAAGUGGAGCUGAAAUUGCAGAAGAGAUGGAGAAAGAAAGAAGGUUCUUCCAGUUACAGAUGUGUGAGUACCUGCUGAAAGUCAAUGAAAUCAAGAUUAAAAAGGGAGUGGACUUGCUUCAGAACUUGAUCAAGUACUUUCAUGCUCAGUGCAAUUUCUUUCAGGAUGGGUUAAAAGCAGUUGAAAGUCUCAAGCCUUCAAUUGAGACGCUCUCAACAGAUCUUUAUACAAUUAAACAAGCACAAGAUGAAGAAAGAAGACAAUUAACACAGCUUAGGGAUAUUUUAAAAUCAGCACUCCAAGUUGAUCAGAAAGAGUCUAGGAGAGAUUCUCAGAUUCGCCAGAGUACAGCUUACAGUUUACACCAGCCUCAGGGAAACAAGGAACAUGGCACUGAACGGAAUGGCAGUCUGUAUAAGAAAAGUGAUGGAAUCAGAAAAGUAUGGCAGAAAAGGAAGUGCUCAGUUAAAAAUGGUUUUCUUACAAUUUCCCAUGGUACAGCUAACCGACCUCCAGCAAAGCUCAAUCUGUUAACCUGCCAAGUGAAAACAAACCCAGAGGAGAAAAAAUGUUUUGACCUCAUAUCACAUGACAGAACAUACCAUUUUCAAGCAGAGGAUGAACAGGAAUGUCAAAUAUGGACAUCUGUGCUACAAAACAGCAAAGAGGAAGCUUUAAAUAAUGCAUUCAAAGGAGAUGAUAACACAGGAGAAAAUAAUAUUGUCCAGGAACUGACAAAAGAAAUUAUAUCUGAAGUCCAGAGGAUGACUGGAAAUGAUGUUUGUUGUGACUGUGGAGCACAAGAUCCUACCUGGCUUUCAACAAAUUUAGGAAUUCUAACUUGCAUUGAAUGCUCAGGAAUCCAUAGAGAACUCGGUGUUCACUAUUCCAGGAUGCAAUCACUUACAUUAGAUGUGCUGGGAACAUCUGAACUUUUGCUUGCAAAGAAUAUUGGUAAUGCUGGGUUUAAUGAAAUUAUGGAGUUCUGUCUGCCAGUCGAUGAGACGGUCAAACCUAACCCAAGCAGUGAUAUGAAUGCAAGAAAAGAUUAUAUUACUGCCAAGUAUAUUGAGAGAAAAUAUGCAAGGAAGAAGCACGCUGACAAUGCAGCUAAAUUGCAUGCUCUUUGUGAAGCAGUCAAAUCAAGAGACAUUUUUGGUUUAGUUCAAGUAUAUGCUGACGGCGUGGAUCUCACAGAAAAAAUCCCACUGGCCAAUGGCCAUGAGCAAGAUGAAACAGCACUGCACCUUGCUGUUCGUUCAGUUGAUCGAACAUCACUUCAUAUAGUUGACUUUUUAGUGCAGAACAGUGGCAAUCUAGAUAAGCAAACCUGUAAAGGUAGCACAGCCCUGCAUUACUGCUGUCUAACAGACAAUGUUGAGUGCCUCAAACUGCUGCUGAGAGGGAAGGCUUCUAUUGAAAUAGCAAAUGAAGCAGGAGAGACGCCACUAGAUAUAGCUAAACGUUUAAAACAUACUCACUGUGAAGAGUUGCUUACUCAAGCACUGUCUGGAAGAUUUAAUUCUCAUGUUCAUGUAGAAUAUGAGUGGCGGUUACUCCACGAAGAUCUGGAUGAAAGUGAUGACGAUGUGGAUGAAAAGCUGCAGCAACCCAGUCCCAAUCGGAGAGAGGACAGGCCUGUCAGCUUCUACCAACUUGGGUCAAACCAACUUCAGCCUAAUGUAGCAUCCUUGGCAAGAGAUGCAGCCAACAUUGCUAAGGAUAAGCAAAGAGGGUUCAUGCCAAGUAUAUUACAGAAUGAAACAUAUGGAGCAAUACUUAGUGGCAGUCCACCUCCCGGUCAGCCUGCAGUACCUGUUACAAGUAGUGCACCUCCUCUACCUCCAAGGAAUAUUGGCAAAGUUCAGCCUUCAGUACUUGGCAGUGGUAUUCAGACAAUUUCUUCAUCUAAUGCAAUGUGGAAGACAAAUUCUUUAGGAGUGGAAAGUAUAAGCAGGCAGAGGUCUUCAUCUGAUCCACCAGCUAUUCAUCCCCCUGUGCCGCCAUUGCGUGUAACAUCUACAAAUGUACUUUCUCCAGCACCACCACCUCCAGUGGCAAAGACAGCCAGCAUUAUAGAAGCUCUGAACCAGCAAUCAAAACAGCAACCAGCUCCUCCACAAAAUAAGCCAACCCCACCACCACUGCCCCCACAACCUCCGAGUAGAAUCUCUCAAAAAAAGCCUAUUCCUGGGACUGAGAAGUCAUCUGGCUUAACUAACAAAGGGCAGACCAGAGGACCUGGGUCUCUACAACAAUCUGCAGGAGAGUCUUCUUCUGUAUGCGACAUUCCAGGAACACAGGCUGGUUCUACAACAAAUACUUUGGCACAAAUCCAGCCACCGGCACCAAUGCCAAGGAAAUCACAAAUAUCAAAAACUAAACCCAAGAGAGUAAAAGCAAUUUACAACUGUGUAGCAGAUAACCCAGAUGAGCUAACUUUUUCAGAGGGAGACAUUAUUGUAGUUGAUGGUGAAGAAGAUCAGGAGUGGUGGAUUGGUCAUAUUGAUGGAGAUCCCAGUCGGAAAGGAGCUUUCCCUGUAUCAUUUGUGCACUUUAUUGUUGACUAAAUUGCUACUGAUAAAUGGAGACAUUUCUCAUUUCCAGCGGUCACAGAAAUAAGUUUUGUUCUAUUUCAUUUCACCUACCUAUCUGCAGACACCUUGCCAGAGCACUGCCCAAAUUCUAGGUACUGUAGUUUACUUUUUUAUUGCCAUCGUUCUGAUUUUGGGACUUUUAAAACUUUUUUCUAUGUGAAAACUUCUCAUAAGCAGUUUACACUU
Molecule: messenger RNA, 3600 nt
Organism: Empidonax traillii (willow flycatcher)
Lineage: Eukaryota; Metazoa; Chordata; Aves; Passeriformes; Tyrannidae
Gene: ASAP2
Product: ArfGAP with SH3 domain, ankyrin repeat and PH domain 2
Exons: 29
Coding region: 286-3387 (1033 amino acids)
Biological process (GO): positive regulation of GTPase activity
Cellular component (GO): cytoplasm
Molecular function (GO): protein binding; GTPase activator activity
Source: RefSeq, a predicted model, not a curated record